Rhodofomes roseus is the source of this 2029-nucleotide messenger RNA. RefSeq names its product beta-lactamase/transpeptidase-like protein. NCBI's taxonomy places the organism in Eukaryota, Fungi, Basidiomycota, Agaricomycetes, Polyporales, Fomitopsidaceae. The record is from RefSeq and is a predicted model, not a curated record. The transcript has 5 exons. The coding region runs from base 107 to 1888 and encodes 593 amino acids.
CGGAUCAAAUCCCUCCCGUUGACAAAGCCCAUACAUAAUUAUACGUGCUCGACAGGGAGGGCGACUCAACUACGCCUUAUUGGCGGCGAUACCUCCCCUCGCAGCUAUGUUCGGUAUCACGGCCUUGUCUACGGUGGUCUCCGCUCUCGCUACAACACUGGUUCAGUAUGGCAGAGGUCUCGCGCCCGGAAAGACACCUGAAUCACUGCAUUGCUACCCUUUCCUACCUGACCUGUUCCAGGACACACCUGCAUCGGCUGCACACCCGUUGAUGCAAGAGGCCUCGGCGAAGGUGGAUGCGUACUUGCGCGACCGCUUCCAGUCAGGCGCGGGCGACAUAGAGAGCAUCUCUGUGGCCGUAGUAACAUCACAAGGGGCCAUAUACGAGAACAAUCUAGGGAAGUUGAGGAACAACGGCUCAGAUGUCGACCGUGCGUCCUCGCCACCCACUAGCAGCCAUGCGAUGUACCGGAUGGCGAGCGUGUCCAAGCUAUUUGAGGCUGUUGAAGCGCAUGCCCUCAGGCAGAAAGGUGCUCUCUCGUGGGAUGAUCCAGUGUCCAAAUACCUACCCGACUUCACCUAUCGCUUGGAUGGAUAUUCACCUAGUAAUGCCGGUCCGCCUCUGGAGGAAGAGCCAAUUACUCUGCGCCACCUCGCUACCCAUCUGUCUGGACUGGGUCACGACUGGCCUCCCGGUGAUGUCUCUCAAUGGCCUUCCUCAGUCGAAGGAGCUGGUGCUCCGCCAACAAACGGACUGCCAUUUCCUACCAUCGAAGCUGUCCUGGCUUCCGUCGCUGCCAACCGCUUGAUAUAUCUCCCGGGUUUCUACCCCUCGUAUUCCAACACUGCUACGGGUAUGUUAGGCCCUGUGCUCGUCGCUGCAAAUCGCGUUGCUUCGAGUGAUCCUAGCAAAGAGCCGUCCCAGUAUGCUGAUCUCGUAAAGCGGGAUGUGUUCGAUCCUAUGGGUCUUAAUGGCAGCCAUUUCCUGGCGACGGAGGAAAACAAGCAUUUACUUGUCGUGCCUUCGUUUGAGUCUUCUCUUGCUGACUUCGACUUCUUGGACGCCAUGAACGGUGCAGGAGGGCAAUGGUGCUCACUUUCCGACGCAAUCACCUUCACAUCGACGUUACUCAAUCCCCGUAACCCCAAGAGUGUCCUGACGCCGUACACGAUGCGCAACUGGUUGCACGCGACACACUCUUUCGAAGAGGACGACUGGACAGAAUCGGGUCUCAUCUGGGAGAUCAUCAAAGCGACGGACUCGAAUAACCGGUUACGUAGGGUUUACUGGAAACUCGGAGAGCUAUACAACUACCACAGUGCCAUCGCCAUACACCCAGGGACGUCCUACGGCGUCGUAGUCUUCAUGGCUGGGGCGUACAUGGACGCCGCCGCAAUCACCUACCACAUCUUCGAGAUCAUGCAGCCGUACAUCGACAGCGUGCUCGCGGAGCUCGCGACGGCCAUGUAUGUCGGUCGGUGGACGAGCCCAGAUGGGAUGAGCGCUGCGACAAUCACAAUAGAUCGUGGGACACUCUUCGCAGAGGAAUUCGUGCUGAACGGCACGAAUGCGAUGGAUACGUUCAACGCAUUCAACGGGCCUCCAGAGGUCGUGCAGGGCAAGCGCGGGAAGCGCUUCGCCCUGCGGCCGACUGGUCGGCGGGAUGAACUGCGCCUGGACACAGGAACGCCGCCAGUGAAUGGCCUGAAACACAUGAGCUGCUAUGCGUACUGGGUUGGCAUCGACGACUGGGGCAUGCACCAUGGUGCCCCUACGAACCUCAUCUACUUCACCGGCAGCGUGGAAGGGUGGGAGCAGGGGCGAGCUGAACAAAGGGUCCUCCACGUUCCGGCCAUGGACGGUCUCACAAUGCGUAGAUCUGAUUAGGUCGAACUAGGGGGCCCGAGUGAGCACUGGAGUACAUGGGACCUACUUAUGACGGGCUUACCGUUCCUAGUGCAGGUCCGCAGCAGUGGCUCUAAGCACUCAUAGAUGUUUCAUACCGUCGCUCCGCAACUACCAUGUUAU